Caenorhabditis briggsae is the source of this 453-nucleotide messenger RNA. Bases 1 to 453 code for a protein of 150 amino acids. The record is from RefSeq and is a predicted model, not a curated record. Lineage: Eukaryota; Metazoa; Nematoda; Chromadorea; Rhabditida; Rhabditidae. The transcript is spliced from 3 exons.
AUGAGUGGAUCUGUUCCUAUGGAUGUGGAUACUACAGUUGUUGAGACUAAGAAGGAUUCUUCAACGGCUUCUUCACAGUUGACUAAUACUACACCUCUUCAUGCUCCGAAAAAUGUAGAAGAAAUGACUGUUCAAGAGGAGAAAGAACAUCAUCGUAGAAAAGGAGAGGAAGAAUAUAUCAAAAGUCUUCAAUCAAAGAUUGAUAUUCUAAUUACAAAGCUUCAAAGAGCUCAAGAAUAUAAGAAUAAUGAAGUGGAGCGUCUCAAUAAACGUCGAAAAGUUUACGAUAACAAAAUAAAGGUAAAAGAUGAUCGUAAAAAUACUGGUAGUAAUAUUCGUAAGCGUCAACGUGAUGAGACAGAUGAAAAAGAACAGGUUCUCGAAGCUCUAAGAGCAAGAAAGAAGACACAAAAGGAAUUAAAGGAUAUACAAAUUCCUACUAAUAAAGACUAA